AUGGAAUCAAAUGAAACCAAUUGUCCAUCUGAAAUGCAUGUCUCAAGACAAUACUUGUUAGGAUACUCUGGUCUUGUUAUAAGAAGUGUCAUAUUAAUUGCAAUAGCAACAUGUGCAGUUGUGGGUAAUAUCAUCAUUCUGGCGGCAAUCAUUUUCAAAAAACGUCGCAUACGACAUAACUAUACACGAACGACGUUUAUUUUAGUCGGAUCUCUAGCAGUUGCUGACAUCAUGGUCGGACUUCUAGCAAUGCCUUUCUAUAUAUUUUUAUUGUGGAAAAGAGGAAUUCGCAUAACGGAUUUUCUGUGUUCAGUGGCGUUUUUCUUGGAUGUGCUUGCGUGUUCGUCUUCAAUAUUUCAUAUCAUUAUGAUAGGAGUAGACAGAUAUCUGGCUAUUAGCCGACCUCUUUAUCACAAAAUCCUACCAUCCUAUGUGGCCUUCAUUUUUGUAGCCAUUGCAUGGAUAGUACCAACUUUAAUUUCAGUACCACCCUUAUUAAGCAAUGCUCAUUUGAACGAAAAUAUAAACAUCAGCUGUGCCUUAUGUGAGUCAGGAACUCAUCAGAGUGUGGAAUAUCGUAUAACCUCGACAGUUCUGAGUUUUUAUAUUCCAGCUAUAAUAGUCUGUAUCUUAUACCUCAUGCUGUAUCUAACCAUAAAAAAACGACAGAUUGUGAGAGAAAAUAACUUAACCGAACUUCGAGGGAACGGAGAUAAAAAGCAGAUUUCACAUGCAGAUUCCGCAGCUGCAAAAACAAUUGGUCUCAUUCUAUCGUGUUUUCUAAUUUCAUGGACUCCAUUUUUUCUCUUAAAUCUGUGUUUUCUUGGAACUGAAAAUGAAACAAUUCAAAUUAUAUUUGCGAUAACUGUUAUAUGGUCGUAUGCCAAUUCAAUGAUAAAUCCAUUCGUGUAUUAUCGCUGCAAUAAAAGCAUUAAAGAAACUGUCCGCGAUAUGUUUAAUUGUACAGUUGAUAGAAACAAACCAGUUUUUAAUGUAACUGCGUUAAAAGAUACCAUGCAGAAUAAAAGUUCAUCAUUAACCUUUCUAUUAACCUAUCAGACCCAGGAUAAAUAUGUAAAUAAGGAAUAUGUGAUCAGUCUAGCUCAAUAUAAAUAA
Molecule: messenger RNA, 1116 nt
Organism: Lottia gigantea (owl limpet)
Lineage: Eukaryota; Metazoa; Mollusca; Gastropoda; Lottiidae
Exons: 2
Coding region: 1-1116 (371 amino acids)
Biological process (GO): G protein-coupled receptor signaling pathway, coupled to cyclic nucleotide second messenger; chemical synaptic transmission
Cellular component (GO): dendrite; membrane
Molecular function (GO): G protein-coupled serotonin receptor activity; neurotransmitter receptor activity
Source: RefSeq, a predicted model, not a curated record